AAGGAUCCGGCUGUUCACUAUUUAGCUAGGUAGUAGGAUGGAGGGGGUUUGGCGGCAUGCUCAAAACACACGGAGGAUGGAAUCGGCCACUAAUGGAGGUAUCUGUAGGCGUUUUAUUAAUGGCUGUUGCAGAUUUGGUUCAAGGUGUAAUUAUCGACAUGAAUGGCCAGUCAUACCAACAGCUCAAAUAUGUAGGUACUUUCAGAAAGGUGGUUGCUGGUAUGGUGAAAACUGCAGGUACAUCCAUGUCCAUCAACCUGAAGGCGCAGGUAGAAGAAGUUCAGUGCCUGCCUUCUCCUCCUCCAGUGUUGUUUAUGCUCCCCCUGCCAGAAGAGGGUCAGAGCCUGCUCUUCUGCAGGCUGAGGUGAUGUCCAGGCUGGAAUGCAACAGAUCACAGUCAGUGGUUAAUGUCUCAAAUCCUCUACACAGUACUGGGCGUCUGGCAACAGGUAUCGCUGAGGAACAGACACAAGAUACUGACUCUCAUCUUGCUGCUUCUGGGCAAUCGUCUCAGAGUUUAAACAUUGCUCAAGCGAGUGCCCACAGCAGCUGUAAUGAGCAGGAGGCUUCUUCAAAUGAGACAACAGCGGGUGAAAGUGAUAGUAGUAGUGGUGGUGCUGCUGCUGCUGUGUUGGCCCCUAGUACCGAAAGGUCAGUGGGGGAAUUGGAGGCCUACCAUCAAAGUAAAAAUGUGACCUGCGGCAUCUGCAUGGAAACGGUGUAUGAAAAGCAAGAUCCAAGGAGCCAUAUGUUUGGAAUCUUGCCCAACUGCGGUCACUCCUACUGUUUACAAUGCAUCAUGACCUGGAGGAAAACAAAAGACCUUGGGCCAGACACGGUGAAGACCUGCCCACAGUGCCGAGUGAGGUCCGCCUUUUACGUGCCGAACAAAUACUGGGUCGAGGGACAAGCAAAGGAAAGCUUGAUUGCGGCCUUCAAAGACAAAUUCAGUAAGAGAAGCUGCACUUACUAUUCACGAUACGGAUGCUGCCCCUUCAAAACGGAAUGCCUUUAUCGGCAUGACAAACAUUCACGUCGCAGGUCAUUUCAGUGUCCUAUAGAAGAUGAUGAAUACGAUGGUGUAGAUCUGCUUAAUCUUUUCAUAGCCAUGACCCUCCUCAGUGGUGAAGACGACGACGAUGAUGAUGACGACGACGAUGAUUACGAGUUCCCUUUUUACCUAGCUGCGGAGUAUGGUUUCUGAGCUUCUUCAUUUUUGCCAGUGCUUGAAACCAUUGAACGGGGUUUUAAAUGUAAAACUUGCCCCAGAAGAACACAUGGCUGUUUUGACCCCUCGGUCCUCAUCAGAUACAUGUAAGAACAUAUAGAAGCCUUGACCAAGAUCUGGGAUAUCAACCAUGCACCAUGGAGGGCCAAGGGUGUCCAGGUUUUGAAUUACAGUUGGACUACAGCAGGUCAUUUUAAUGACCUGUCCUCCUUCAGCCAGAGAGGAACUAAGCUUUGAAAUCACCUGCUACAGUCGAUUUGGCUACUUGGCUUUCCACAGCACAUGGUAUGUUGCCCCUGCUCUAGGAAAAAAAAACAAUUUUUGUGUCGGACAGAUGUUUACUCCCCAAUGAACUUGUUGUUUGAUCUUAUGCCUUCUAGUUUAAAUCCUUCUCCCAAGGCCAGAGUGCUUAAAGUUGUUGCUGAUGUUAGUUUCCAGAAGUGGCUCCACUGAGUGCUCACUUGAUGUUUCUGUCCAAGCAUUUUGCACCAUUUUGAUAUUUUAAAGUGUUGAGUGGAUGGUAGUUUUAAUUGUCUAUAGAUAAAAAGUGUACUGUAACCCUUCUUGCUGAAGUCCACUACUGAUGUUACCUGCCUUGAUUGAUAAUCCUCCUUUCAAGAUUUGGCAAGAACAGAAAAUUGAGAUUUUAUUUCUUUUUAAACAAGUUGUACUUGUACACAGAAAAUAAAACAUUGCUUCACA
Messenger RNA from Labrus bergylta (ballan wrasse), 1930 nucleotides. RefSeq names its product makorin, ring finger protein, 4 (gene mkrn4). Lineage: Eukaryota; Metazoa; Chordata; Actinopteri; Labriformes; Labridae. Gene Ontology annotation, molecular function: ubiquitin protein ligase activity; metal ion binding. Gene Ontology annotation, biological process: protein polyubiquitination. The record is from RefSeq and is a predicted model, not a curated record.